Molecule: messenger RNA, 3561 nt
Organism: Amaranthus tricolor (Joseph's coat)
Lineage: Eukaryota; Viridiplantae; Streptophyta; Magnoliopsida; Caryophyllales; Amaranthaceae
Product: kinesin-like protein KIN-14L
Exons: 19
Coding region: 205-3294 (1029 amino acids)
Biological process (GO): microtubule-based movement
Molecular function (GO): microtubule motor activity; microtubule binding; ATP binding
Source: RefSeq, a predicted model, not a curated record
AAAAAAUAGCUGAAAGGAUAACGGUAACUUUCCUCCCCUGAUGAAAUACUAACCAUCUGAUCAAAAAUCUAACAUAAACCAUCUGAUUAAAUACAAACCAUUUGAUCAAUCAUCUACAGGCUUGGAUUUCAUUUGUUAAUUUCCCUCCUAUUUUUUAUCUCUUUGUUUACUCUCUCAAACUAAUCCACUACAAAAACUAAAAAAAUGGGAUUAAUGGUGGAAACUACUAGAAGUGGGGAGCUCCAUGAUUUUCAUUUGGCUUCAAGAAAAGCAGAGGAAGCAGUUCUUAGGAGAUAUCAAGCAGUUCACUGGCUAGAAUGUGUUGUGGGUCCUCUUGGUAUACCUGCUGAACCAUCAGAAAGAGACUUCAUUUCUUGCUUAAGAAAUGGAAUCAUUCUUUGCAAUGUAAUUAAUAAAAUUCAACCUGGGUGCAUACCAAAGGUUGUGGAGAAUAAUGAACCAAUAGCUUCUGAAUCAACAAUAUGGGAUUCGAAACCAUUGCCUGCUUAUCAAUACUUUGAGAAUGUCAGGAAUUUCCUCAUGGCUGUCAAACAAUUGAAGCUUCCUGCUUUUGAAGCUUCUGAUCUAGAAAGAGAGAAUUUUGAGGCAGAGUCUGCAGGUAGGAUAGCUGACUGCAUAUUAGCACUAAAAUCUUAUCAUGAAUGGAAGGAAUGGAGUGGAGGGAAUGGAUUUUACAAGCAUGUAAAUGUUAAAUCUCCGCUCGUUCUGAAAUCUUCUUCCAAGAGCUCGUCUAGGCCUUCAAGCAUGAUUUCUGCUGAUAAGUCUUCUGUGGAUGAAAAACAGUUUCUCACUGAUUCCAUAGUCAAGUCACUUGCAAAUCAUUUGGUUGAAUCAAAGGAAAACAUCAAUGCUAAUUUUCUUUCUUCCUUACAAAAUAGAAGCCAGGAACAAGUCCAAAUAUUUAGUGAGAUUUUGUCUAGGUGUUUAAAUGAGAAACUAGAAGACAAAUUUCCUAUGCUAAAACAUUCCUCUCAAGAUAGCUUAGGGAAAGCGGGUGGAUCACGUGUUCUAGCAUCGGUCCUGAAAGAAAAUGUAUCUCUUCAAAAUACUCAAGAGAACCAUGAAGAUGCGACGAGAAAAGGUAACAAGGAUCGUUGGUGUAUGUUACGAAGUCAAGAAAGGGACCUUUCACAUAUUAAAGCUUUAUGGCACAAGACAAAGACAGAAUUCGGAGAUUUUCAGUCUCAGCUGUUGAAUGAUUUGAUUCAAUUAGGAAGUCUUGUUGAAGAGAUGUCCGGCCCUGCACUUGGUUACCAAAAAGUGAUCCAAGAGAAUCGGAAGCUAUACAACAUGGCCCAAGACUUAAAGGGAAAUGUCAGAGUCUACUGCAGAAUCAGACCCAUGCUCGAUACAGACGCGAAGAAUGUGGUUGAUUUUGUUGGGCAAGAUGGAUCCAUAGGGGUAAUGGAUCCAUCAAAACCAAGACUAGAUGGAAGAAAAGUUUUCCAGUUUAACCAGGUGUAUGGUCCAACAGCUACACAAGAUGAGCUGUUUAAGGAAAUCCAGCCAUUAAUCAGGUCUGUCAUGGAUGGCUUUAAUGUCUGCAUUUUGGCUUAUGGCCAAACUGGUUCGGGCAAGACACACACUAUGUAUGGCUCGGAAAAGGAGACAGGCGUGAACUUCUUAGCUUUGAAUGACCUCUUCCAAACUGCUGGUAGGAGGCUGAACGUAACUUAUGACGUGUGUGUCCAAAUGGUUACGAUAUACAAUGAACAAGUGCAAGAUCUUUUAGCUGAAGAUUCUGCUUCGGAUGGUGAAUCGAGUCUUUUGGAUAUAACAUUCCAUUCUGUAAAGUCACAUAUCGAUGCUAUCGAGUUAGUGAAAUCCGGGGAAAGAAAACAUAUUUCAAAGAUCAACAGCUUAAGCUGUCAUUCUCAUAGUGUCGUAGCUAUACACGUGCAAGGUAAGGAUACAGCAGGAAACGUUUUGCGUGGUUGCCUGCACUUGGUCAAUCUUGCAGCUAGCGGAGAGGAUGACAAAUCACUCGCGGAAUUUGAGGAUGUUAUCGCAUCGUUCUCUCAGAAAACUCCCAAUAUUUGUCAAAGAAAUAGUAAAAUUACUUCACUCUUGCAAGAUGGUUUAGGACGAAAUGCAAAGGUAGUGGUGCUCGCGCAUGUGAUUCCAGAUGGGGACAAGUUCGCUGAGACGAUGAGUACCUUACGGUUCGCACAAAAGGUCUCGUCUGUUGAGCUUGGAGUUGCUCAGUCCAAUAGAAAAAACAUAGAAGUAAUGGAACUAAAAGAAGAGAUUGAAAUUCUAAAGAGUGCAUUGGGUGAGAAGGAUGCUCGAAGUCCAAAGCCAAACAGACAACUAAGAUCCCCUUGUGAUAAAGCAAGACUAACCAUCGAGAAAACACCUGUAAAAUCACGAAGAUUGAGCAUCGAAAGUAUGAAAUCAGAGAAGCUGGAAAAAUCGCCUUUGUCGAAACCAAGGCCAACAGACAAACUCCCUAAUGGCACAACAGGUAGCAGCAAAGGUCCCAAGUCACCAGGCGAAAAACUAAAGCUUGACGGGUCUUACCCAAGAUCCCGAAGGUUGAGCAUUGAAAAUCCUACGAUUGUAAGAAGUGAGAAAAAACAAAAGCUGAAGGAACCAAAAACUCCCCAAAGAACUCGACGAUUGAGCAUUGAGAAUCCGAAUUCUAUGAAGCCUAUUCCAGACAUCCGAAAGAGUACUAAAACCCCACAAGCUUCUCUUCGAGCUAGAAGAUUAAGCUUGGAAGGUCCGAAGAAUUUGACAACAAAAGACCGGUUGCAUUCAGCUGAAGUUGUUAUAAGUUCUAAGGACUAUAUGAGCAUCAUGGAGUUUCCGAAGAGCCCACAACCUGCAGCUCUUAAUAGACCGACUUUCACAGAUUGUGCUACGAGAUUUCCAACAGUACAACAAACUCCGAAAACACCAGAACAGCAAAAACACGGCUCAAACGAAAAACAAACUCCCAGCAUUGUAAAAAGGACUAAUAAAAAGGGGUCACAAAUCAAAAGAUCCCUUAGAACUAUCGGGAAGUUGAUCAAUGGCUCUGAGAAAAGGAACCAACAAAAGGCGGUGGAAUCACCAUCAAUAAAUAAUGUUCGUGAAGCAAAAUCACCCAUAACAGGUAAAGCGAGGGCACUAAGGAGACAGUCCCUUACCGGACUACCUCCACCACCAGGAUCAGAUCGGAGAUCUUCUCUUGGAAGCACAUCGACUGAUGCUCGUCCGACUGACAGUAGGAAUGCAACAACUCCUCCGUCAGUGCACUCAUCGACCAAGAUAACAAGUCGUUGGAUGUAAAAUCGAUUGUCAUAGAGAUAGAUGUAUGUUGCUUCGACUUGAAGCAUGUUUUAAACUCGUAAAUUGUUGUACGAGGGGUGGCAAAACAGGCCAAACAAGAGCGUUCGAGGAGGGGACGACUGUAAAUAGACAAAACCAUCAUGUAAUUUUGGUGCUCUUAUCACAAUAUUUAUUUUUUCAAUUAAUAGAACUAAUUUAUGGUUUCUCAUGUAACCAAAUUUCUUGCAUCCGAAUGUUAUAGAAGUAUAUCAAGCCAGUUGCAUACCA